This is a messenger RNA of Pararge aegeria (speckled wood butterfly), 2137 nucleotides long. Its product is annotated as zinc finger protein 888-like. Gene Ontology annotation, molecular function: zinc ion binding; DNA-binding transcription factor activity; RNA polymerase II cis-regulatory region sequence-specific DNA binding. Gene Ontology annotation, cellular component: nucleus. The transcript has 4 exons. Gene Ontology annotation, biological process: regulation of transcription by RNA polymerase II. The coding region runs from base 151 to 1443 and encodes 430 amino acids. The record is from RefSeq and is a predicted model, not a curated record. Lineage: Eukaryota; Metazoa; Arthropoda; Insecta; Lepidoptera; Nymphalidae.
AAAGAAUAAAAAUAAUAGGUUCCCUGCCCGCGGAUUACGUUGAAAAAUCAUUUAAAGAACUACCGUGUACCGAAUUCAUUUCCAAGAAAAGACAAGAUCUAAAGUGGUGAUUUAUCUACUACUGAACAUUUUUUAUACUUGUAAGUAGCCAUGUCUUUAGAUUUACUGCUAUUAAAUUUGGAGUCUGAUUUGUACACUUACGAUUAUUUUCAACAAAAUGAUGUAUGCCGGUUUUGUUGGAGAAGGCAAGCUCUUUCUCAAUUAAUUGAAAUAUCAACGGACAGAACAACUGAAAAUUAUAUAAUGGACAAAAUAACUGAAUGUUUAGAUAUCGAUAUUUCGAGAUGUGCAUGUCCGAAAAUGAUUUGCACAGAAUGCUUCGGGCAAAUUAACAGUUUUCACAAUUUCAAGAAGUUUUGUCAAGAAUCGGAUAGGAGAUUGCGUAAACUAGUCAGCAAUCACGAAUUAUUGAUCGCGAACGGCGCCGAUACGGUCAAAAUCGAAAACCAUGCCGUUAAGAAGGACGGUCAUUUUGAUGAUUUUCUCGACCGCCUGAAGGCUUCCGACAGUGAAUCCGAGCUCGCAAUAAUUCUGAAUGAAAAGAAAGUGUGGAAACGCAAACCUAAACGUACAGCGACUUAUUGCAAUAUAUGUAGGAUAGAUUUUGAAAAGGCUGAAAAAUUCAACACUCACAACUCCAAAUACCAUGGUAUUGAAAAAGGUGGUGGAUUUAAAUGCUUCGGCUGCGAGAGACUGUUCAAAAACCGCAAGUCACGGCUAGGCCACGAGAUCAAGUUCUGCAAAAGUCUUAAAGACGGUUACAAAUGCAGUGUGUGCGAUAGAUACUUGCCGAGGCGGGGAAUGUAUGAAUCACAUAUGAGAGAUCACAAGAGAAAUGUGAAAGUGCACCUUCCGGAAGAGUUAUUUAAGUGUCUGAAGUGUGAUUUGUCAUAUAGAACAAAGCAAUUAUUAGAUGAGCACAUGUUUCAACAUAAGAGCGAUAUGAAGAAGUAUGUCUGCGAGAGUUGCGGCCGCGUUUUCACCAGGAAUGACUAUCUACUCAAACACAAGCUCACGCACACUGGAGAGAAACUGCAUCAAUGUCCGCACUGUAGCUUCCGAGCCACGCAACGCUCUUCUCUCACUGUGCAUAUUAGAAGACAUACCGGUGAGCGUCCGUACCAAUGCUGCAUUUGCCCGCAGAGAUGCAUAUCCAGCUCAAACCUGCGAGCUCACCAGCAGAGACACUUGGGAAUUAAAACGCAUGAGUGUAAAAUCUGCAACAAGAAGUUCGGUUAUAAGGUAAGUCUGCAAGAACACAUGGCGACACAUGCGCCGGCGCAAGCGCACGCCUGCGAACAAUGCGCUGCCUCUUACUCACGCCUGCGGGCACUGAAAAGGCAUAUGGCUGCUAAACACACCGAGAAGAUGCCACCAGAAUGAAAUAUGUUGAAGGAAUACACAUCUCCAAUACUCAUGUACUUUGUUUUGUGCUUAAGACGCUUAUAUAGCUUCAUAUCACACUCAAUUAGAUGUGACCAGAAUGAAAGAUGCAGAAGGAAUACAAAAUUCAACUUACGCCUUAGAGCAAUGAGUUGUCGCAUAAAUUCAUCAACAAGAACUGCAGAGUGAUAUAACUGCAAAACAGAAGAUCAACUCGUACCUACUCAUUUGUCACCUCUUGCUCACGAGUGGCAUUAUCUGCCAAAGUCCUUUCAAAUGUUCUUAUAAGCUAUAUCAUUUCUUGUUUAUUAUAUUAAUUUUGGAGUGAAAAAAAAGCGGUAAAAUCUACAUAACAUAUUUAGUUAUCAAUCACUAUAAUAAACCAUAUAUGAGACCAGUUGAACUUUGGCAUUUUUCGGUAUCCUAUUAUUAUUUUAUUAUAGGUUUAUUGCUUCUUUUACUUUUCUUUAGUUCUUUGUGUGAAAUUUAACAUACAGCAGGGCUAGGCAUGGGCAGGAGACAUUUCCUCCACGGGGAAUGGAUAAAAUGUGUAUUCCCUCCCGAAAUUAUAUCCACCCUCCGAGCAUGGGCACACGCGUGAACAUACGAGGGGAGGUCCAAAAGUUCGUGGAAUGGAAGGGUUUGAAAUAAAAUGAAGCAACAAAACUAUUUUUCCUUUUCAAUAUAAUCACCC